Messenger RNA from Mytilus californianus (California mussel), 12056 nucleotides. RefSeq lists its product as uncharacterized. The transcript is spliced from 25 exons. Gene Ontology annotation, molecular function: protein binding. The record is from RefSeq and is a predicted model, not a curated record. Gene Ontology annotation, cellular component: cytoplasm; ubiquitin ligase complex. Bases 134 to 3562 code for a protein of 1142 amino acids. NCBI's taxonomy places the organism in Eukaryota, Metazoa, Mollusca, Bivalvia, Mytilida, Mytilidae.
GGAAUGUCAAUAAAUGAAGAUUUCGAAAUGAAUGCAAAAUCUUUCAAAAAAUAAGAGUUGAUUAGUAUAAUGUGAUUAAGAGUCAAUAGAUAAGUGGUUGAUACUUUUAUUUUACGACGAAACAGACUCUGUCAUGUCGGAUAAACAAUCAGCCAGAUAUGGAAGACAGAUGAGUCGAGACUUGAAAGAUUUUUUUAGAAGUGUUAGACUCGGUGAUGUUAGUUCUAUCAGGCAUUCCAUAGAAGGCCAGGGCAUCAAUGUUAACACUACUGAUGCUUGGGAUAAUACUCCAUUGUACUUGGCUUGUUUGUGUGGACACCUGAGUGCUGUCAAAUAUCUGUUACAGAAAGGAGCUAGAUAUGACACCAACAGUGUAGAUAGUCAAAGAUGCUUUCUGUCUUCUUUGACUAACGACAUCAGACAAGUUUUGAAGCAGUAUGAAUGUUCCUUAAUUGUGGAAAGUACAGAUCUGAAAUAUGUCGAGUAUUUACAACAGUUAUAUGAGAGACAACCAGGAUAUGACAUUGAGCUUGAAAUCCAAGGUCAACUAUAUUUAGCACAUCGUUGUAUUUUGUCUGUGAGGUGUAGAUACUUUGCAGAUCAGUUUCGAAAUAAUACCAAUGGCAGGAUAGCAUUAUCACAUAAACUUAUGUGUACUGAUGUUUUUGGACCAAUGCUUCGUUUUAUUUAUACAGGUAGAUUGGAUAUUGAAAAAAGACAGAGGGAAAAGGCAAUAGCAUUAGCUAAGUUCUUACAGUUUAACAGUUUAGCUGAAAUCUUAGUAAAAGAUAAAAGUUUACUUAUGAUAUGUCAUCAGCAGCUUUUGAAAGAUUUAAAGAAAGAUUUUGGUUGUUUAGUAACAGCAGCAGUAUCGCCAUCUGUUGCAGCUCCUGCUGAGAAUGAAGCUUGUGGUUUGGAUAUUAAAACAUACCCAGAUAUUAUAUUUGAUGUUCAAGGUCAUUCAUUUAAGUGUCAUAAGAUAUUUUUCUAUGGGAGAAGUGAAUUUUUCCGAGAAAUGCUAAUUGAUAAAGAAGAUGAGCAGCCGCCAGCCUAUGGUGAUUAUCUCCCUUCCAUCAAAUUAGACGAUAUUACAGCAGAUGCAUUUGUACAGAUUAUUUCCUUCUUGUAUAUUGAGGAAUAUGAGGUAACCAAGGACACUUGUAUCCCACUAAUGAGAGCAAGUACUCAAUUUGUACUACCAGUCAUAAAGAAGAAAUGCUCGGAGGAAAUCAGCAAAUAUAUUUACCCUAGCAAUGUCCUUGACAUCUAUCAGACUUCUGUGGAAUUGGAUAUGCCACGCCUUAUAAACAGUUGUACAAAGUAUAUGGCUGAUGAAUAUGAACAGAUGAUUACAUUUCCCGAGUUUGAGAUGUUUAUUAGACAACAGUUAUCUCCCCUAAUGAACGAAGGUACAGCAUUUGAUCAAAUUCCUUUUUUCAUGGAUUUCCAAUAUUACCUCCGGCAUGAAUGUUCAACAUGGGAGGAACAGAGAGCAGCCAAUGAAAAACUCCAGAAACUGAAUUAUCUAUUAACGCAUAGAAUAGGACUAGAUGUCAGUAUACCGCUGUUUCAGGUAGGUCACACAAGGCCAGAACCUGUCAUUAUUGUUGGUCAUCAAGUUUUAUCAAAACAGGAAGUUAGACAAAGGAUGGAAAAUGAGGAACAGAAGCGCAGAGAGGAGGAAGAGAAAAAGAAUAGAAAAAAGAUUGAAGAGGAAGUUAGACGUAGGAAGGAAAAUGAGGAAUUGAAGCGCAGACAGGAAGAAGAUAAUAAGCAUAGAAAACAGAUUGUACCACUGUCUCAGGAUAAACAAUCAGCCAGAUAUGGAAGACAGAUGAGUCAAGACUUGAAAGAUUUUUUUAGAAGUGUCCGACUUGGUGAUGUUAGUGCUAUCAGACAUUCCAUAGAAGGUCAGGGCAUCAAUGUUAAUACUACUGAUGCUUGGGAUAAUACUCCAUUGUACUUGGCUUGUUUGUGUGGACACCUGAGUGCUGUCAAAUACCUGUUAAAAAACGGAGCUAGAUAUGACACCAACAGUGUAGACAGUCAGAGAUGCUUUCUGUCUUCUUUGACUAAUGACAUCAGACAAGUUUUGAAGCAGUAUGAAUGUUCCUUAAUUGUGGAAAGUACAGAUCUGAAAUAUGUCGACUAUUUACAACAGUUAUAUGAGAGACAACCAGGAUAUGACAUUGAGCUUGAAAUCCAAGGUCAACUAUAUUUAGCACAUCGUUGCAUUUUGUCUGCAAGGUGUAGAUACUUUGCAGAUCGGUUUCGAAAAAAAAAUACCAAUGGCAGGAUAGCAAUAACACAUAAACUUAUGUGUACUGAUGUUUUUGGACCAAUGCUUCGUUUUAUUUAUACAGGUAGAUUGGAUAUUGAAAAAAGACAGAGGGCAAGGGCAAUAGCAUUAGCUAAGUUCUUACAGUUUAACAGUUUAGCUGAAAUCUUAGAAAAAGAUCAAAGUUUGCAUUCGAUACAACAUCAGCAACUUUUGAAAGAUUUAAAGAAAGAUUUUGGUUGCUUAGUAACAGCAGCAGUAUCCCCAUCUGUAGCAGCUCCUGCUGAGAAUGAAGCUUGCGGUUUGGAUGUUAAAACAUACCCAGAUAUUAUAUUUGAUGUUCAAGGUCACUUAUUUAAGUGUCAUAAGAUAUUUUUCUAUGGCAGAAGUGAAUUUUUCCGAGAAAUGCUGAUUGAUAAAGAAGAUGAGCAGCCACCAGUCUAUGGUGAUUAUCUCCCUUCCAUCAAAUUAGACGAUAUGACAGCAGAUGUAUUUGUACAGAUUAUUUCCUUCUUGUAUAUUGAGGAAUAUGAGGUAACCAAGGAUACUUGUAUUCCACUAAUGAGAGCAAGUACUCAAUUUGUACUACCAGUCAUAAAGAAGAAAUGCUCAGAGGAAAUCAGCAAAUAUAUUUACCCUAGCAACGUCCUUGACAUCUAUCAGACUUCUGUGGAAUUGGAUAUGCCACGCCUUAUAAACAGUUGUACAAAGUAUAUGGCUGAUGAAUAUGAACAGAUGAUUUCAUUUCCCGAGUUUGAGAUGUUUAUUAGACAACAGUUAUCUCCCCUAAUGAAAGAAGGUACAGCAUUUGAUCAAAUUCCUUUCUUCAUGGAUUUCCAAUACUACCUCCGGCAUGAAUGUUCAACAUGGGAGGAACAGAAAGCAGCCAAUGAAAAACUACAGAAACUGAAUUAUCUAUUAACACAUAGAAUAGGACUAGAUGUCAUUAUACCGCUGUUUCAGGUUAGUCACACAAGGCCAGAACCUGUAAUUAUUUCUGGUCGGCAAGUUUUAUCCAAAGAGGAAGUUAGAAAUAGGAUGGAACAUGAGGAAGGGAAGCGCAGACAAGAGGAAGAUAAAAAGAAUAGAAUACAGAGCGUAGCACUGAUUCAACCUGUUAUUAUUUCUGGACAGCAAAAUUUAUCCAUAGAGGAAGAUAGACAAAGGGGAGAAAAUGAGGAAUUGAGGUCCAUUCAGAAGGAAGAUAAAAAGCAUAGAAAAAAGGGAAAUAGAAAUACUUCUUGUUUUGACAGAAGAAAUCCUAAAUCAUGUAUAAUCCUGUAGCUUUGAUUCUCAUUAAUGAUCAUUAUCAAUUGAUGGUUUUUACAUUCCAAUAAGUGGAGAUCGCAUAAUUUUUAUUCACUCUGGAUUUUAAGAUAGGGCAGAAUUUUAAAUUGAAGAUGUAUCAUGAACUAAUGAUGUGUUUUAUGACUUACAGGAAGAUAAAACACCAUUUUAUCAUCUGCUGCCAACUUUUGACAGUGUUAUGUAGUUUACCCUUAAAUUAAAAAAAAAAGGUCUAACAGCUACUAAAUUUUAAAUUUACACUUGCAUAUAGUUCCCUUGUAAAUCAAAAUUUAUGAAAUAUUACUACUUAUGAAUUAAAAGGAAAAAUAUAGAUUCCACCACUGCAACAAGUGUGUUACGAUAUUUCUCCACUUGAGACAGUUAAAUUUUAAUAUUUAAAGCGCGAGGCUUGUUGAGCUUUUUAAAGAAUUAAAAUUUAAUUGUUGAGAGUGGAGAAAUAUAGUAAUACACAAGUUAUAGUAGUGGAAUCUGUUUCUCUAAUGAUUUUUAUCAUUCCUUUUCAAAGAUUUACCGAAAGUUGUGUUCUUUAUAUGUGACGUCAUCAGGCAUGGUCGCCUUUUUUCAUGACGUCACAAUAGGAAAAUUCAGAAGAAACCAAGAAAAUUUGACGUCAUAAUCAAAUUUCGACCAAUCAUUUCCCAAGAACAGAUAUUUCACUAGUGAGGAGAAAUAUUUUUCUCACACCGAUCAAGAAAUGUGAAAAUAGCACAAAAAUUAGAGAAAGUAUGAUAUCAAAUUUUUAAAAUCAGUUAAUAAGAAUUAUGAAAGUAACUUAUCAAUAUCUUAUCCUUGUGUAAGGAAAAGAAAUUGUACAAGCUGUGUAGGGAUAUCCAAGUGAAUUCCCACAAGUUUUGCCUCACCUUGACAGAGUCAUAUAGCCAGACUUAGGUAUGCUAUUUUCAAUGGUUUAGGCAUCAGCAACAGCAUCAAUAAUUUACUCAGGCUUGUGAUUAGGUCAGUUUAAGGGGAACCACUUAUAAUUCAAUGGUAUUUAGUAUGCAGUUGUAUUAGCAAUGGCAUUUUUUAGUUUUUUGCUAAUAUCUAAAAAAAUAUGAUUCAUUGAUAGAAACUUAAAUAAGCAAAACAAUUAACUUGAUAAAAAUCAGAUAUAGAUAGGCAUACACUACAGGCAAUGGGGCACAUUCCACAGCAUCCACACAGCACGAGCAACAAACCCUGCGGUAAAUAUCAAAAUAAGAAGAUGCUGUAUGAUUGCCAAUGAGACAACUCUUCACAAGAGACUAAGGGAAUAUGUAGACAGCUCUCUCUCAUACAAGCAGAAAAACUGUAAAAUAUAAGGGCAAACACUACUGGGAGUUCUUAUUCUGUAAUGACUUUUUUUUCAUUUUUAUACGACCGCAAAAAUUGAAAAUUUUUUGGUCGUAUAUUGGUAUGACGUUGGCGUCGUCGUCGUCGUCGUCCGGCGUCGUCCGAAGACACAUUGGUUUUCGCACUCUAACUUUAGUUUAAGUGAAUGGAUCUCCAUGAAAUUUUACCAUAAGGUUCAAUACCACGAAAGGAAGGUUGGGAUUGAUUUUGGGGGUUAUGGUACCAACAGUUAAGGAAUUAGGGGCCAAAAAGGGGCCAAAAAUAAGCAUUUUUGUAACUUCCAGACAAUAACUUGUGUGUAAGUGUAUGGAUCUCUCUGACAUUGUACCACAAGGUUCCAUAUCACAAAGGGAGGCUGUAAUUGAUUUUGGGGGUAAUUGCCUCAAAAUUUUAGGAAUUAGGGGCCAAAAAAGGGGCAAAAAACAAGCAUUUUUCUAGUUUCAUGACAAUAACUUGUGUGUAAGUGUUUGGAUAUUUCUGAAAUUGUACUACAAGGUUCCAUAUCACAAAGGGAAAGCUGGAAUUGAGUUUGUGGGUAAUUGCCCGAAACGUGUAGGAAUAGGGGGCCAAAAAGGGGCCAAAAAUAAGCAUUUUUCUAGUUUCCAGACAAUAACUUGUGUUCAAGUGUAUGGAUCUCUCUGAAAUUGUACUGCAAGGUACCAUACCACAAAGGGAAGGCUGGGAUUGAGUUUGGGGGUGAUGAAUCAUAAGGGGGUUCAAAAAAUUUGGGGGGGGGGGGGGUUUCUUUUUUUUUCUUUUUUUCCUUUUUUUUUUCUUUUAAAAUUUUCCAUUUUAAGUUGGUUAUUUCUGAUUAAUAUUUAAAAGCAAAUAAUAAUGAUAUGGUAGGAGAUACACACCAAACAGGAUGUGUAAAUUAUUAUAUAAUAAGUAUUGUGCAAUAGCAAGAAAUUUUCAAUUGCACAGUAUUGCACAAUUGCAAGAAAUCUUCAUUUGCACAGUAUUGCGCAAUAGCAAGAAAUCUUCAAUUGCACAGUAUUGCGCAAUAGCAAGAAAUAUCCAAUAGCACAAUAUUGCGCAAUAGCAAGAAAUUGUCAAUUGUACAGUAUUGCACAAUAGCAAGAAAUAUUCAAUUGCACAGUAUUGUGCAAAAGAAGAUACUUCGUAUAAAUUGCUUAUUUCUUGAUCAAUUUCAAUGGGGUUUUAUUCUUGAAUUCUUGGGGUUCUUUAAUAUGCUGAAUCUAACUGUGUAUUAAGUUUUUGGAUUUUGGGCCCCGUUUUUAAAUUGGUCCACAUUGAGGUCCAAAGGGUCCAAAAUUUAACUUUGUUUGAUUUCAUCAAAAAUUGAAUUAUUGGGGUUCUUUGAUAUGCCGAAUCUAACCGUGUAUUUAGAUUCUUAAUUUUUAGUUUCGUUUUCAAAUUGGUCUACAUUAAGGUCAAAAGGGUCCAAAAUUAAACUUAGUUUGAUUUUAACAAAAAUUGAAUUUUUAGGGUUCUUUGAUAUGCUGAAUCUAAACAUGUAUUUAGAUUUUUGAUUAUGGGCCCAGUUUUCAAGUUGGUCCAAAUCGGGGUCCAAAAUUAAACUUUGUUUGAUUUCAACAAAAAUUGAAUAUAUGGGGUUCUUUGAUAUGCUGAAUCUAACCAUGUAUUUAGAUUUUUGAUUUUUGGGCCCCGUUAUCAACUUUGUCCACAUUGAGGUCAAAAGGGUCCAAAAUUAAACUUUGUUUGAUUUCAUCAAAAAUUGAAUUCUUGGGGUUCUUUGAUAUGCUGAAUCUAACCAUGUAUUUAGAUUUUUUAUUUGUGGACCCGCUAUCAAAUUGGUUCAUAUUGAGGUCAAAAGGGUCCAAAAUUAACCUUGUUUGAUUUCAUCAAAAAUUGAAUUAUUGGGGUUCUUUGAUAUGCCAAAUCUAACCGUGUAUUUAGAUUUUUAAUUUCGGGUCCCGUUUUUAAAUUGGUCUACAUUAAGGUCCAAAGGGUCCAAAAUUAAACUUAGUUUGAUUUUAACAAAAAUUGAAUUCUUGGGUUUCUUUGAUAUGCUGAAUCUAAACAUGUGUUUAGAUUUUUGAUUAUGGGACCAGUUUUCAAGUUUGUCCAAGUUGGGGUCAAAUUAAACUUUGUUUGAUUUCAACAAAAAUUGAAUAUAUGGGGUUCUUUGAUAUGCUGAAUCUAAACAUGUAUUUAGAUUUUAGAUUUUUGGCCCAGUUUUCAAGUUGGUCCAAAUUGGGGUCCAAAAUUAAACUUUGUUUGAUUUCAACAAAAAUUGAAUAUAUGGGGUUCUUUGAUAUGCUGAAUCUUACCAUGUAUUUAGAUUUUUUAUUUGUGGGCCCGCUAUCAAAUUGGUUCAUAUUGAGGUCAAAAGGGUCCAAAAUUAAACUUUGUUUGAUUUCAUCAAAAAUUGAAUUAUUGGGGUUCUUUGAUAUGCCAAAUCUAACCGUGUAUUUAGAUUUUUAAUUUUGGGUCCCGUUUUUUAAAUUGGUCUACAUUAAGGUUCAAAGGGUCCAAAAUUAAACUUUGUUUGAUUUUAACAAAAAUUGAAUUUUUGGGGUUCUUUGAUAUGCUGAAUCUAAACAUGUGUUUAGAUUUUUGAUUAUGGGACCAGUUUUCAAGUUGGUCCAAGUUGGGGUCCAAAAUUAAACUUUGUUUGAUUUCAACAAAAAUUGAAUAUAUGGGGUUCUUUGAUAUGCUGAAUCUAAACAUGUAUUUAGAUUUUAGAUUUUUGGCCCAGUUUUCAAGUUGGUCCAAAUUGGGGUCCAAAAUUAAACUUUGUUUGAUUUCAACAAAAAUUGAAUAUAUGGGGUUCUUUGAUAUGCUGAAUCUUACCAUGUAUUUAGAUUUUUUAUUUUGUGGGCCCGCUAUCAAAUUGGUUCAUAUUGAGGUCAAAAGGGUCCAAAAUUAAACUUUGUUUGAUUUCAUCAAAAAUUGAAUUAUUGGGGUUCUUUGAUAUGCCAAAUCUAACCGUGUUUUUAGAUUUUUAAUUUUGGGUCCCGUAUUUUAAAUUGGUCUACAUUAAGGUCCAAAGGGUCCAAAAUUAAACUUAGUUUGAUUUUAACAAAAAUUGAAUUCUUGGGGUACUUUGAUAUGCUGAAUCUAAACAUGUGUUUAGAUUUUUGAUUAUGGGACCAGUUUUCAAGUUUGUCCAAGUUGGGGUCCAAAAUUAAACUUUGUUUGAUUUCAACAAAAAUUGAAUAUAUGGGGUUCUUUGAUAUGCUGAAUCUAACCAUGUAUUUUGAUUUUGGACAUUGGACCAUAAUAGGUAAAUUAAAAAAAUUGAAGUUCUUAGACCACAUUCUUUCUGUGUCAGAAACCUAUGCUGUGUCAAAUAUUUAAUCACAAUCCAAAUUCAGAGCUGUAUCAAGCUUAAAUGUUGUGUCCAUACUUGCCCCAACUGUUCAGGGUUCGACCUCUGCGGUCGUAUCAAGCUGCGCCCAGCGAAGCAUUUUAUUGCCUAUUAUCUUGAAAUUUAUAGAAGAUGCAUAGACACUUUGCAAACCAAAGUGAUCAACAAGACAAGAUUUACAAUUAAUCAAAUUUGUUAUGUGCUAAAAAACUAAAAAAGAAAGAAACAGUACACAGAAAAAAUGUUCAGCAAUACAUGAUUAACAAAAAUAAGUUUUGUACCAUGAAUUAUACUCAAGUCAACAAUAUUUGACAGUGUCCAUGCAGUGACGGAUCCAGAAAUUUUCAUAAGAGGGGGCCCACUGACUGCCUAAGUCAUGCUUCAGUAAUUCCCUAUAUAAUCAACCAAAUUUUUCCCUCAAAAGGGGGCAACCGGGUCCCCUAGCCCCCCUCUAAAUUCGCCUCUGCCACUGUUGAAGAUGCACAUAGACAGAGGUUAGCGACACAGGCUCCUAAGAGCCUCUAGUUAAGAAUUGUGACAUUAACACCUUGUGACUGCAAAUCCUCUGAGAGCCGCACAGGCUCCUUAGAGUCUCUAGUUUAGUAUCGUGACAUGAACACCUUGUGACUGCAAAUCCUCUGAGACUGUUUUACAAUUUAGUCAGCUUUAACACUCAAUAGGAUUGUUUGCCGUCAUGUGUAGUUGACCACAUUAUACUGUCAUUUUUAUCCAAACAUUUGAUGGAAGUUAUGGGACCUAGACCAUUUUUUUAAAUGUUGUGACAAAAACACUUGUCAAAGCUGUUUUUCUAACACUAUGAUUGUUGGAAGUACAGAAGAUACAUACAAAUUUUUUUCAGAAUUUAAGCUCUGAAAUUUAUAAAAGAAAUUUAAAAUCCAUCUCAAAAAACAAUUUGGAAGAUGUUUGGCUAAACACGAAAACAUACUGAAUAAAAUCUUUUGAAUACAAUUCUGCAAUUCUAUGGAAUAGCUUACCAAUGAUAAAUGCUUCAAAUAUCUCUGUCAAGCCAUGCAGAAAUAGAUUGUUUAUUAACUUGAACACUAUGAAUGAUAUUAAUAUUAUGUAUAUAUACUGCUUGUUUGUUUUUAUUGUUUAUUUUUGUGUACUACAUGUUAACCGUUGUACUUACUUUAUACGCAAAAUUAGUAAAAAUUAUUUAGGUUACCCACUUCAGAUUAAGAAUAUUAUUAUUAUCAUUAAUAUUUGUUGUCUGUUUUCAUUAGACUUUUGAUUUUAGAUCAAACUUUGGUUUCUUCCUCUCUUCUAUUGUUUUUAACAGGAAUUGUAUCCAAAGACAAAGGAGUAAGUUCGAUAUUUGGCCCCGAUUAUAAAGUUCAAUGUUACAAGAUGAAAAAUGUUUUAAGUUGACUUAAAGACAUGUGAGAAAGAUAAAUAGAACUUGUUAUGUCAAAGUUUUAUUCUAAAGCAUUGAUUUUUACAUCCCAAACAGGUCAAUAUACAAGAUUGUGAAAUUUGACAAAAUCGGAUGGUUUUCAACCAAAUUUAGGUACAGGUAACAUAGAGCGCACUGGCGUCGACAAACUAAAUAUUCAAGUUAGACAUGUAAAAUUUCUUUAAAAACAUAAUUUCAAGAGAUCUUUUUUGUCGACGUAUGUUUCCUGUCCAAUAAUCAAUGGAAAUUUGUUCAUUUUCUUUGAUUUUUUUCGUUGAAAAUCAAAAUGAGUACUAUUUGUGACGUUAUGAAUAAAACGCAGGUACGUGAAUUUUUAUCAAAAGGCUUAUUUUCUAUCUAGUCACUGUAUUAGCUAUGAUUGAUUGUGAUAUUGGUCAAUAAAUCCUAAUUUGAAAUUUAAGCUGAAAAACAGGGCCAUUUUAGGGCCUUAUCGAACCUACUCCUUUACAUAUUUGAUCAAAACACCAAGUUUCAUGAGUUUAUGAACUUUAUAAUUUUAAUACUUGUCACAUAGUGCCAUUUUUUGUUGUCAUAUUGUUUUGUAUAUCUUUAUUACAAAAGUUUCUGAUCUUACAGUUUACUUCAUGUUAGAAUGAAACUUCUUUUCACUGUUUCUUACUUCCAUGUUACAUUGUGCAUAUAUUUUGUGCAUACAUGCAGAUGCCAACGCUAUGGAAAUCUUCAAUAGUUUGUUACAAAUUUCACUUGUUAAAAUCAAAAGUUUAUUUGUUCAGGUUUUAACCGUUUAUUAUGCUUGUUAGCAACUGUUUCCAAUUUUAUAUAUUUUGAAACAACUAUAUUGGUGCUUCAUCCACUUAUCCUCAUGUAAGUACAUGUAUAAACACCUGGAUGGUAGAGAUUACAAAUGACCAGCAGGUUUCUCUAGGUUUUACCAGUAGAAGAGUACAUUACCAAACUCUAUCAUUUAUUUCUAGUUGAAGUGAAUUGUUUUAUCCAAUUGGCAUCCAUGUUAUUGCCAUUUUGUAUUUGUAUAAAUUAUCAUUGUGACUAUCAUAUAAUUCAUACUAGCUUGAUAUACACAUUGAUUCAUACUAAUUUUGUGUACACUUGAUUCAUACUACUACAAUAUUAUACAGCUAUUGAUUAGCCUGCUGUACACUGGUCCAAAUAAUUAUGAUUUGUCGUCAAAGUAAGUCAUCAAAGCAAAAAAAUAUAUUAGCCUUUCAAGACAUCAUAAUCAUUUGGACUAGCUAUACACUUGAUUCAAACUAGAUUGUUGUACACUUGAUUCAUACUAGCUUGUUGUACACUUGAUUCAUACUAGCUUGUUGUACUCGAUUCAUACUAGCUUGUUGUACACUUGAUUCAUACUAGCUUAGUGUACACUUGAUUCAUACUAGCUUGUUGUACACUUGAUUCAUACUAGCUUAGUGUGCACUUGAUUCAUACUAGCUUAAGUGUACACUUGAUUCAUACUAGCUUUUUAUACACUUGAUUCAUACUAGCUUAGUGUGCACUUGAUUCACACUAGCUUAGUGUACACUUGAUUCAUACUAGUUUGUUGUACACUUGAUUCAUAUUAGCUUAGUGUACACUUGAUUCAUACUAGCUUAAGUGUACACUUAAUUCAUACUAGCUUGUAGUACACUUGAUUCAUACUAGCUUAGUGUACACUUGAUUCAUACUAGCUUAGUGUAUACUUGAUUCAUACUAGCUUUUUGUACACUUGAUUCAUACUUGCUUAGUGUUCACUUGUUUCAUACUAGCUUAGUGUACACUUGAUUCAUACUAGUUUGCUGUACACUUGAUUCAUACUAGUUUGCUGUACACUUGAUUUAUAUUAGUUUGCUGUACACUUGAUUCAUACUAGCUUGUUGUACACUUGAUUCAUACUAGCUUGUUGUACUCUUGAUUCAUACUAGCUUGUACUCUUGAUUCAUACUAGCUGAGUGUACAUUUGAUUCAUACUAGCUUGUUGUACACUUGAUUCAUACUAGCUUCUUGUACACUUGAUUCAUACUAGCUUCUUGUACACUUGAUUCAUACUAUUACAAGAUUAUACAGCUUUUAAUUAAUUUGCUAUACACAUGAUUCAUACUAGCUUGAGUUUAUUUGACAUGUGAAAUUAUUUGUUUUUAUUUCACUGGGAAAUCACGGUUUUUCAUUGCAAACAAUGAAAUUAAUGUUUUUAUUGUGACCUAGAAUUAUGAUGUCAUGUUUUAUUUGAUGAAUGUCUUAUAUAGUUUGUCUAUCUUAUUUGAACUGAAUCAAUCAGUAAUAUGAAACAUUGUCUUUUAUACCAAUUUAUUUUUACAUAUUUUAGUGAUUAAAAGGUUGUGAAUUUAAUUAAAUGUGAUAAAUAUAGUUUUUUAUUAGUUAUACUGUUGUCUUUUUAUAUGUUAUUUAUUAACUUUACACAAUUUUGAAAUAAAGUGAUAGAUUAAGCUUGA